AUGGGUCCCUGUACGGCCUCCCAUUGCUGCUGUCUCCAUCGCCACACUCUGCCAUGUGCCACUUUCAGGUCUCCUCACACACUGCUGGUGUGUUCCAUUUUUUGUCAUAGGGUGCUGGCAGAUUACGGGCCUCCCAUAGCUGCUGCCAGGCCCCUAAUCUGCCAUAGGCCCCUAUAUACCGCCUCCCUCAUGCUGCUGCCAAGUCCAGAGUCUGUCAUGGGUCCCUGUACGGCCUCCCAUUGCUGCUGUCUCCAUCGCCACACUCUGCCAUGUGCCACUUUCAGGUCUCCUCACACACUGCUGGUGUGUUGAAUUUUUUGACAUAGGGUGCUG
Molecule: messenger RNA, 333 nt
Organism: Staurois parvus
Lineage: Eukaryota; Metazoa; Chordata; Amphibia; Anura; Ranidae
Source: the annotation of a GenBank genome assembly